AUGUCAAUGCUGAGUUCGUACUUAGUGCUAGGCAUUGUGGACGAGCUUGGAGAGCGAAAGGCCGACCGGGCAGGCGAGACACGGACUAGCCGCGUAGUCCCUCGCUCAGUGGCUGUGCAUGCCCAAGUGCCAUUUCUAGGCGUCGUUUCGGCUGCAAGAGAAACCUCCACAAGCUGUAGGAUGGAGCUGGUGGAGGACGAGCCGGCUACGGGCAAAACGCUCUAUGAUGUAAACAACGAUGGCGAGAUCGUGCGACGUUGGAUCGAAAUGGUACUGGGCGACAAACUACAAGGUAAUCUCCCAACAGCACUGUACUCGGGCGAAUUGCUUUGCGACUUAGUGAACAAAGUGUACAAGGCGCUGGGUAUGAAAAGCCAGAUUAAUCCCAUGCGAAGUUCGGGCAACGACGAUAGCGUAAGAAACAAUUUACGCGAAUAUCUGCGAGCUUGUGAGGUACUUGGCGUCGCGCGUCAGUAUUUGUUCGAGCCAAAUGACCUUAUACAGCUCAAGGAUAUUGAUAAAGUUUACAGCAACAUUCUUGCGCUGCAGUCAGUGGCGAUAUCACUUUCAAAUCGCCGCUCGAUUGAUGAACGAAGCUCUACAAUCAUCAUACCGGACUGGCCUUUAUUGUCGGAGAAUGGUGAAUUUGCCGACGAAGAGAUUAUGGAGACAGACGAUUUGGACUUGAUUUCACCUCAAGCUGUUCAGAUGCUUCAACAAUCGCGAUGGGAGCGACUAUUAUCUGAAUACGAGUAUCAACAACAGAGACACGAAGAGCAAGAUCGAGCUGAUGAUUCUUUAGCAUCUGAAGGUCUAGGACCACUUGCGCAUGGUAUUUGGCGCACAGAAGAGCGUAUUCGAGCCCUCAUAAUGCGUGACGAUCAAGAUUUUGGAGCAGUACCAGAAGGCUUACAUGGUAAGCUCUGGAUGUUAGCAUCAGGUGCUCUUGUGGAAAUGAGGAAACAAAAGGGUCAGUACGAGCGCUUAGUAUCGUUGGAACUGGAGAAUACAGAGGCAAUACGGCAGAUUGAUGUCGAUGUGAAUCGGACGAUUCCGGAAGAGGAUAAAGAACUGUGGACCGACGAGAAAUUAAAGAUGAUGCGACGUAUAUUAGUUGCGUAUUCCUUCCACAAUCCAGGUCUGGGUUAUUGUCAAGGUCUGAAUUAUAUUGUGGCACGAAGCUUGCAGUAUUUAUCGGAAGAAGAAUCGUUUUACUUGCUCAUUGCGAUCAUUAGGCUUGUGCCCGAUGACUACUACACGACAAUGCUGGGACUGGCAGUGGACCAACAUGUAUUCGCAGAUCUUGUACGCCUUCAGUGCCCGGAUAUUACUGAGCAUUUGGCAGAGCUUGGUGGUUCUGGAAUGGAGCUUUCGCUUGCAUGUACAGAGUGGUUUCUGACACUCUUUGCUAGUCCCUGCGCGAAAGAAGUUACAUUCAAGAUUUGGGAUGCGAUUUUUCUUCAAGGUGAUGAGAUUCUGUUUAAGGUAGCAUUGGCAUUGCUACAACAAGAAAAAACUGAACUUCUUGCGUGCAAGACUUAUGGAGAUAUGCUCAAACGUUUGAAUGAUCUUGGUCGAGGAGAAAUCGAUGCUUUGGCUUUGAUGCGCGUUUCAAAGAAUCAGGAAUGUGUAGUUCGUGGCCGAAUCGAAGACUUUAGAGCUCACCACCGUCUUCAGCUGGCAUCGGAUAUUGUUGCCUCGACUGUCAACACUGAUGAUUCACGAAGCUCCACAACUGGACGGCGAAGUUCAGAAACGAGGUCAGAGCCUAGAAUGCGAAUAUUCGGCCGCAAAAAGCAAGGUAUAUUUCGCCACAUGGACAAAAUUCCCCCUCGCUUGGCCAGAACAUUCGGCCGAACACUCACCGAGGAAUACAUAGAAGCAAUUCGACACGAGCAUCCUAACUUUGCUCAGUAUUAUGAUGGAGGUCCGCCUCAGGUUAAGGAAGAAUAUUGGGGAUCGGCAAGUUGUAGUCCGCGGAGACGUGCAAGUGGUGGUCGUCGAGAAUGCAUAGACGGAUUUGCCGUCAGUAGCAUAAAAGAGAACGAAGCGGAUCAUGCAAUUGGUGAACCUCGCUUGAUUAGUCGCCGCGCGACUUCGAACACAUUUGAGGAUCGUGGAGUUGAGCAGACCCGCGACCGUCGCAGCAAGAGUUCCGGCGUCAUGCACGAUGGAAAGAUCCAUAACAAAAGUGCAAUGGCUGCACUGAGUAGUCGUCAAGAAAAUGUUCGCGAAGAAGAUUUUCAUUUGAUUGGAAAAACGCCAAUGGCGUGGAUUCAGCGCUUAGAAGAAUGGCACAAAGAUUUAAAAUCUCAAAAAGAAAAGAAAAAAGCCGAAAAGCGAUUACGUCGCAAUCAGCGCUUAGACCAUGUCAUUCCUGGCUCCAAGAGCGGACAAUUGGACGUAAAUACUACGUGGUUGAGCGAUGCCAUUGACGCGUCCACGCGACCAGCAAAUCAAACUCAAGAUAAUGAAGGUUUUACUAAUAGUUACAGAAGGAGAUCGAAUGAUUUCCAGCGGUCUUCUACCGAAAACAUUGCAUUACUGGAAGAGCCGUCGCUUUCGCGUUCGUAUUCGGACCCUUUUCGGUCCCCUCCCAGCGUUGAGGGGGCGCGUCUGGUUAAACAAUCGAGUGAUACGAUAUACCGUGACGCUGACCAAGUCUCGACGUUGCCUCACGAGUCAUUAAAAGGUGAUAUUGAUGAGAUCGCACGGACACUCAACCUAGAAGAAGUACGGAAAGUUAGUCAAAGCAGAAGUGGACGGGCUUCUCGUGGAUUAAGUGACCAAAGCACAUUGUCGAGGAGCACCAAUUCGUACGUCAACACAGCUUCAUUUAAUUUGGAUUUGCAGGAAGAAACCUCAAAUGAGACAAGUUUGAACCGCUCACUUGACGAGAAGGAUGCAAAAGAGGAAUUACAAGGCGUGAGCCCAACAUUAGCACAACUGACAAAGCCACUGGCACAUGAGUGUUUAUACUCGCCAGUAAACUGCCAAUUAAGUUCAAUGGACUUAUUAACUGAAGGGGCUGGAACGUGUUCCUUGCCUCAAAUGCAAAGAAUUGAGUCUCAUCUCGAUGACGACUCGCUUGCUCUAUAUAAGCAUCCACAUAAGCCUAGGUUGGACUGCUCUCAGACGAUGCGAGAGCGUGCUCAAGUCCUCCAGUACAUGCAUCGAAAGGCUAGCGAUGCCAGUAGUAUCGCGGGAAGCAUUCCACGUAGUCCAGCUCGCCUUAGCGAGAGUUCUAGUGACUCUUCUCGAUUUGCAGACUAUACCAAGUCCAUGCCAUUUCGAAAAAGCUCGUUCUCAUUCUUUGAUAAACUAUCAAGUGAUUUGGAAAAUAGUGCUCACGGACUUGACAGUCUGGUGGAUGAGUCGGAGUUUAAAACCGACAGCAUUGGCCGAGAGUCCAUGUCUUCGGUCGCGACUGAACGAGGCGAUUGGUUUGAUGGAAAUAUGGGCAAAGCAUACGAUGGUAAGAAGCGGUGGAAUGAGACGAUCCUAGCAACGACAGCUCGGGAUUCCGCGACCGGCGGACGGCAUGCUGCUACAAAGAAACGUCUAUCAGGCCGAACGCAUAAGUUGAGUGUGGCAAUGCGACAUGUGGAUGAUGAAACGCGAAAUGAAGUACGGAGUGCUCGAUUAGACGCACUCGAAGCUGAUAAUUUCGGCGAAGAUAUUGAAGAUGGUGUCGGAACACAAGAUGGAGAUGAAACGUACAUUGAUGAAGAAGAAAGAGACGUUAAAUUCAUAUCUGGUGGGCGAGAAACCAGUAGGAAGAGCAGGAGGACUGUUAUUCCGGGAAAAAAGAAGUGGAAGGUGAAAAGUUUAGCUCAGUUGGUGUUCGAGGAAUUGGGCAACGGCGAAAAUGCAGAGAAACCUAAUUAUCUGACAGUGGCGGCAGGCCCUUCGACAUUUCCGGCACGAAAGUUUUGCUGCGUGUGUGGAUUUUUCGCCAACUACUCAUGCCGACGAUGUGGAUCAAAAUACUGUAGUGUGGGGUGUGAAAACCACCACAAGGAGAGCGGCUGUAUGAAGUUUGGGCUGUAA
Molecule: messenger RNA, 4050 nt
Organism: Plasmopara halstedii
Lineage: Eukaryota; Oomycota; Peronosporomycetes; Peronosporales; Peronosporaceae
Exons: 13
Coding region: 1-4050 (1349 amino acids)
Molecular function (GO): protein binding
Source: RefSeq, a predicted model, not a curated record